GAAUUUGUCAGCUGUUUAUUUCCGGUCGAAACGGAAGUGCAUUCAAGGGGCUUGUGUAGGUGACCGAAUGGCAGAUAGCUGAAGCAUUUUGAAAAUAAUUUCCCAGCACGGAAGAAAGACGGUUCCACUUAAAAUUAUUAAAGUGCAUACUCUAUAAAGGAUACAAUGGGGGCUCACCUGGUCAGACGGUACAUCACCGAGACCGACACCGAGCCAGACCCGGCGAAGAAAUUCGAGUUCGACCCCAACUUUGGAUUUCCUGAGAGGAAAGAGCGAGAGAUGGUUGCGACCCAGGAGCAGAUGAAUUUGGCCAUGCUGCCGUUGGAGCAGAGGGACUAUUGUGCUCAUUACCUCCUGAAGUUCAUGAAGUGCAAAAGGGACAACUGGCCAAACUUCCUUGCCUGCAAGCACGAGAGACAUGACUGGGACUACUGUGAACACCGGGACUAUGUGAUGCGGAUGAAAGAGUAUGAGAGGGAGAGGAGGCUCCAGCUGAGGAAGAAGAGAAUUGAGGCCCAGGCUGAAGCUGCAUAAUGAAGCACAUCUUUUCUCCUCAUCUCUGUAUAUAGCUUACACUGUUCACAUUAAACAGUGCUGCUUAAUUACA
Molecule: messenger RNA, 607 nt
Organism: Hippocampus comes (tiger tail seahorse)
Lineage: Eukaryota; Metazoa; Chordata; Actinopteri; Syngnathiformes; Syngnathidae
Gene: ndufb7
Product: NADH:ubiquinone oxidoreductase subunit B7
Exons: 3
Coding region: 166-534 (122 amino acids)
Cellular component (GO): respiratory chain complex I; mitochondrion
Source: RefSeq, a predicted model, not a curated record